UCGACUGGUCGUCUGCGAGCAAAGAUGGCGGUGCGGAAGAAAGACGGCGGCCCGAAUGUAAAAUAUUUCGAAGCGUCUGACACCGUCUCUCAGUUUGAUAAUGUCCGCGUCUGGCUGGGGAAGAAUUACAAAAAGUACAUCCAGGCCGAGCCCCCCACCAACAAGUCGCUGUCCAGCCUGGUGGUCCAGCUGCUCCAGUUCCAGGAGGAGGUGUUUGGGCGACAUGUCAGCAACCCUCCACUCACCAAACUGCCUAUGAAGUGUUUCCUGGACUUCAAGUCAGGGGGUGCUCUCUGCCACAUUCUGGCUGCUGCCUACAAGUUCAAGAGUGACCAAGGAUGGCGCAGGUUUGACUUCCAGAAUCCGUCAAGGAUGGACCGAAAUGUGGAGAUGUUCAUGACCAUUGAGAAGUCGUUGGUGCAGAACAACUGCCUGACUCGACCUGUCAUCUACCUGAGUGCGGACAUAGAACCAAAACUGCUCGGGAAACUGAAAGACAUCAUCAAAAGACAUCAGGGCUCGGUGACUGAGGACAAGGCCUCCAGCUCCCAUGUUGUUGUGCCUAUUCCUACCAGUCUGGAGGAAGAGGAGUGGGUGCGUCCCGUGAUGAAGAGAGAUAAACAAGUGCUGCUUCACUGGGGAUAUUUUCCUGACAGUUACGACACCUGGAUCCCAGCCAGUGAGGUCGAGGCUGCGUUGGAGGAUCCUCCGAGCCCAGAGAAACCCAGGAAGGUCCAUGCCAAGUGGAUUUUGGACCUGGACCAGUAUAACGAGUGGAUGACUGAAGAGGACUAUGAAGUGGGCGAGGGCUGCCCCAAGAGGAAGAGGAUCUCUGCCAAGACCCUGACGGAUGAGGUGACCACACCCGACGAGCGGCGGGACAAGAAGCCCAGCAGUGCCAAGAAGAGGAAGCGUUCGCCGUCGCCCUCCCCCACCCCUCCACCUCAGGAGAGCAAGAAGAAGAACACUAAGAAAGGACCAACAACCCCGUACACCAAGUCUAAACGUGGCCAGAGGGAGGAAGAACAGGAAGACUUGAGUAAGGACUUAGAUGAAGCAUCACCUGUUCCAGCAUCUGAAGAGGGAAACGCAGCUAAGACAAAUAACACUAAGAAAGAUUCUGAUUCAACUCCUGUCAAGGGAGGAACGGAUAUGGACGAGCAAGAGGAUGAGUCCAUGGAAACAACAGGGAAGGAAGAGGAGGAAGGCUCCCCGGGUGUCAAGGGAGAACCGGUAAAAGGCUCUGACCUUCAUGAGGACAACGUGACUGAGCAAACCCACCACAUCAUCAUCCCGAGCUACGCUGCCUGGUUUGAUUACAACAGUGUUCACGCCAUCGAGCGCAGAGCCCUGCCAGAGUUUUUCAAUGGAAAGAACAAAUCCAAAACCCCUGAGAUUUAUCUGGCGUACAGGAACUUCAUGAUCGACACCUAUCGACUGAAUCCUCAGGAGUACCUCACCUCCACCGCCUGCCGCAGGAACUUGGCAGGAGAUGUUUGUGCAAUCAUGAGAGUUCACGCCUUCCUGGAGCAAUGGGGUCUGAUCAACUACCAGGUGGACUCAGAGAGCCGGCCCACACCCAUGGGUCCUCCACCCACCUCUCACUUCCAUGUCCUGGCAGACACACCAUCCAGUCUGGUUCCCCUGCAGCCUAAGACCACACAGACUCCUGCUACCCAGCCAAUGAUGUCAUUCCCAGAUAAAGUGAAAGAAAAACCAGCAGAUCUGCAAAACUUUGGGCUACGGACUGACAUGUACAGCAAGAAGAGUGGCUCUGUAAAGAGCAAGAGUACAGCAAGCUCCAUGAGGGAGUGGACAGAGCAAGAAACACUACUACUACUUGAGGGUUUGGAAAUGUACAAGGACGACUGGAACAAAGUGUCAGAACACGUGGGCAGCCGUACACAGGAUGAGUGUAUCCUGCACUUUCUGCGGCUGCCAAUUGAAGACCCCUACUUGGAGGACAGCCCCUCGACUCUGGGACCACUCGCCUUUCAGCCGGUACCUUUCAGCCAGGCAGGAAACCCCGUCAUGAGCACAGUGGCCUUCCUCGCCUCUGUCGUUGACCCACGUGUGGCCUCGGCUGCAGCUAAAUCUGCUCUGGAGGAGUUCUCUCGUAUGAAAGAGGAAGUUCCUGCAGCUCUGGUCGAAGCUCACGUGCGACGAGUGGAGGAGGCAGCGAGAGUCAGUGGCCGCCAGGACCCCCUGUACGGCCUGGAAGGAAGUGGGAUUGCAGGAACUGGCCUGGAGGAGGGAGAAAGACCGGGUAUGAUGGACACAUACACACCCAUUCACACGUACAACAUAGAUACAACUUGUGACCCGACUUCUCUCUCGACCCCAGAUGAAAACACUGAUGAAAACAAGAACGACACCCAAUCAAGUGAAGAGAAGAGAGAGCCCAAGGACAGCAAAGAUGGUGCGAUUGAAGAAGAGGAAAAACAGGCAGAAAAUGGGAAGAAGGAAGAAGAGAGAGGAAGAGAACCUGAAGGAGAGAGGGAGGCCGACAAAACAGAAUCAGAUAUGGGUGACGGAGAGAAGGAGAAAGAGGGAAAAGAGGGAACAGAGGAAGGACAAAGAGAAGGAGAGAGUGAGAUAGAGAGGAAGGCCAAGGUAGAGCGUGAUGUUGGAGAGGGGAACCUGGCCACUGCUGCUGCAUCUGCUCUCGCUGCAGCUGCUGUCAAAGCCAAGCACCUGGCUGCAGUGGAAGAGAGGAAGAUCAAAUCUCUCGUGGCUUUGUUGGUGGAAACUCAGAUGAAGAAGCUGGAGAUAAAACUGAGACACUUUGAAGAACUGGAAACCAUCAUGGACAGAGAGAGGGAGGCUCUGGAGUACCAGCGGCAGCAGCUCCUCGCCGACCGUCAGUCUUUCCACAUGGAGCAGUUGAAAUACGCUGAGAUGAGAGCUCGCCAGCAGCACUUCCAGCAGAUUCAGCACCAGCAGCACAGCCAGGCCGGGGGCCCUCAUUCCACUCAGCCGGCCUCAGGCGUGCAGCCUCAGGCCGUGGCAGCAAGUCAGCAAGCUCCCAGCACACCAGCACCGCCGCCGGCCGCCAGCCCCGCACCUCCAACGUCUUCUGCCCCAGCUCCAGAGUCCCAACCGCCUCAGAGUGCUCACACCUCGCCCCCACGUCCCCCAAGCCAGGCCCCGGCUUCCCACUCCAGCUCCAGCACUACACCUGUACUUCAUGAGCCCACCACCCCCCUCUCCGGGGAAACACUCCACCCUGCAGCUCCAGUCCCUCCACCACAGUGAGAGAUCGACACAUUUCCUGAGAAUCCGAAUGACUCUGACCACUUUGAAUCCUGCCUGUAUCAUCCGAAAUGAAGAAGUCCUAAACCGAAGGAAGAGAUACAUUUUCCAGCCUUUGUUUCUUUGUUUGUUUUUCCAACAAGACAAUUGAAACCACCUCUACUAAAAAAGACCUUUUUAAAUUGAAUGGCCCAAUGAAGAGAAUCCGAUCAUCAUACAUGCAGAAGCUGUUCAUCGCGCGGUCGACAGGACAGCACCAUCUCACUUCAUCAUGUUUAUGUCCGACACCAGAGAUCCGGUGAGGGUCUCGCCAACAUGCUGGCACUCAAGGAGAAGAAGAGAAAAGACUCAUCUUGUGUUUUCAGUGUUUUGGAAGUUGUUGCAUUUAUUUUCCUGCAACGUUUUAUCACAGCUUAUGAAGUCUCACGCUUCAUAACGUCUCCAGAGCCCCUCUCCCUAUAUUCUAGGUACUAAUUCAAAUAUAUGUAAUAAGAAAAUGCACUUUUAAUAUGUUUCCCUAGGUCUCGCUGAAAGACUUGAAGCAUCCAUGAAAUUGAACUUUAGCACUUAUAACAACAUAAUCCUUCUGUUGUCUUAAAAUAGUUUUUCAUACCGAAGGAUUUGGAAACUUGAUUGGGAAUAUUACUUUUUCCUCUCUAUUUUCAAUUUGUAUUACAUGGACAACGGUCACUCUACAAGUUCUGGACUAAAGGUCACAUGUCUAAAAAAAUCGAAUAUGUAAUGAAUGGAAAAAGUUGAAGUCAGAAGCCAGUUUGAAAUUAUCUGUUUGGAUGCAGUUAGAAAAUAUGUACUGUAAACUGGAGUUUCUGUUACAAACACAUCUUUUGUUGCCCUGUAAUGAAAAAUGUGGGAACUAUUUUAACAGUAUUAGGUCUUUAAAAGACCUUAUUUUAGUAAAUAACGUCCCUUUUCCACAGCACUUAUUCAUGUGUCAGUUGAGGUGUUGCAAACCUAGAUGAACUUAAAGCAUCCAGGUUGUAGUUUUGUGAGGAAUGUAGGGAACAAAUGACUGAAGGGGACGGUCCGGGAAUAAUAAUGAUUCUGUCUGCGACCACAAAUAUGUUUAUGAAUAAUUUGACUUUGUCUUAAUUGCUAAACCAAAAUGUUUUUUAUAAUCAUGAGAUUUUAUUGUGGCUGCUCGGGAAUUGAAGUUAUUGCAGCUUAUGUUUUCGCUGGUGCAUCAUGGAAGAAAUGUCAAUGCUGUCAAAGAAAAAACAAGGGAGCUCGCACCUUAAACGGCUGACAAUGGAGAAUUGUGUCCUUAAUAUUUGCAACAAUAUCCUCACUUUUUAUCCUAUCGAUUUUUAUAUUUUUUACUGUCCAUUUUUCCAUCUUCUUUCUUUGAUACGUCAACAAUGUAACUGUGUAUUAUUACCUUUGUAUCCGAUAUUUACCCUCUCCGCUGUUGUGUAUGAUUCAGACAGGUCAGUCGGAUCCGUCUGAGAUGUGACUGUGAGCAUGUGUGUAUGUGAACGCAUGCCAUCGAGACCUGUAAACCAUGUUACCAUUCAGUUUUAUUUUUAGUGCCAUCCAUCAUGUGUGACCGGGGUUUGAAGAAUUUAAAAAAAGAAGAAAAGAAACAUGCUUCAUUCUAGACGUGGCACAUCACGUCAGCGCCAUGAGAUAUAAUUCAGUCAGGUGGUGAAACUUUACAGUUAACGUCCAUCCAGCCAGUAUUGCAGUCCUCACUACAGUCGUGAGCAGACAUGGACUUCUUUUAUCUGUGUUAUUACUACAUUGUGUGGAUUUUGUGAUAUGAAAUAUGUGUCUGUUCAGUUUCUGUAUGUUUUUCACUAUGCUGAAGGUAGCAGCAAUUGCAUUGAUUAUUAUAUAGUAGAAAUUGAUUUUUUUUUUUUCCUCAGUAAAUCAUUACAUUAGUGCUGACAGUUACUCUGACAGUUUGUAUGGGAAGAAGGAAAAAAAAAAAGACAGAACAAAAGCGGUUCAGGUUUUAAUUACAAAAUGUUGGGGGGAAAAAAUAAAGAUGUGAAGAGGA
Molecule: messenger RNA, 5269 nt
Organism: Hippoglossus stenolepis (Pacific halibut)
Lineage: Eukaryota; Metazoa; Chordata; Actinopteri; Pleuronectiformes; Pleuronectidae
Gene: smarcc2
Product: SWI/SNF related, matrix associated, actin dependent regulator of chromatin, subfamily c, member 2
Exons: 25
Coding region: 25-3255 (1076 amino acids)
Biological process (GO): positive regulation of DNA-templated transcription
Cellular component (GO): SWI/SNF complex; nBAF complex; npBAF complex
Molecular function (GO): nucleosomal DNA binding; histone binding
Source: RefSeq, a predicted model, not a curated record